AUGGCUAUCCGAGGACAUGAGUACUCAUUCCACGUUGACUCAAAGGAUGCCGAUGACGAAUCAGCCUCCGACAAGGAGAGUAGUGGCAGUCCUGUUCGUAAAAUAUCUAGUCGAAAAGACCAAGGGCAUGGUGACAUCGAGGAGAUUCUUCAUGGCCCCAUUGAUGUGGAACAUCCACGCUGGGAUGAAACCUUCAAAAAUGACAUUCACAAAUGGAUCGAAAGGCUUCAUGAAGAUUCAAGGGGAUUCGAAAUUGGCACUUUCAACUAUUCAAUACUUCCCACGCUGAUGAAAGAGCAGAGCGUUAAGUUUAUCCAACAGGCUUUAGAAGCCGUCUGCAAAGAUAGAAGCAUUGCUUUGGGCAUAAAAGCCCACCUGAUGGAUGACCUAAUGUUCAGAUAUCGAGAGUCUAUUGUACAUGUUGAUUUUCUUUUGAAAAUCGAACGCGAUGGUACCCCGAUGACUUUCAAUCACUAUCUCAAUGACAAUCUUCAAAACUGUCGACAAAAACGGGUGACCUCUACAGUUACCCCGAUGAUUGUCAGUUCCCUCCCAAAUGUGAAGGCAGCAGAUUAUCAUUUGGUGACUGGUCCGAUGGCACCUAUGAAUUUGCUCUCUGCAUCCUGGGUUAAUAGUCUUUCGAAUGAGAAACCGGCAGAAAUAGCAGGGGAGGACCCGGGAACUCAACAAAAGCGACGUCGACUUGGGAAGGAGAUUGAUGAUCUUGAAGCAGGAAAGAAGGUUCUUUCGUCUUAA
Messenger RNA from Penicillium angulare, 756 nucleotides. RefSeq names its product Dynamin. NCBI's taxonomy places the organism in Eukaryota, Fungi, Ascomycota, Eurotiomycetes, Eurotiales, Aspergillaceae. The record is from RefSeq and is a predicted model, not a curated record. The coding region runs from base 1 to 756 and encodes 251 amino acids. The transcript has 4 exons.